CAGAGAAGGGCUUGGCUGAUGACGUCACCAGGGCGGGUACAGUGAGAGGGAGCGCUGUACAGAUGGACGUGCUGACAUCCCCCGUGACGCUCUCUCUCCUCACCGGCCUCGGGUGCGGAUUCUGCCUCUGCCUGCUAUUGCGAGGCCGCGGCGCCCGUCCGGGUUCGGCUACGGGGGGCAGCAGCGGGCACCCUUCUGCGGAGGGAGCCCAGGGAGCAGGCGACUCGGCGGAGGUGAUGAGCGAGGGCGGGGAGUGGAAGCUUGUGCUGGUCGUGCGCUCCGACCUCAAGAUGGGCAAGGGCAAGGUGGCGGCGCAGUGCGCGCACGCGGCCGUCUCGGCGUUCCGCCAGGCGGGCGCGCGCCACGCUGACGCCCUGCGCCAUUGGGAGCUGGGCGGUCAGGCCAAGGUGGUGACGCGCGUGCCGGACGAGGUCGGUCUGGCCGAGCUGCUGGCGCACGCGCGCGCCCUGGGCCUCCCCGUGUCGCUGGUGCGCGACGCCGGGCGCACGCAGGUAGCGCCAGGGACGUGCACGGUGCUGGGGGUCGGACCCGGCCCCGCCGGCGCUGUCGACCGCGUCACGGGACACCUCAAGCUCUACUGAGCGUCGCCAGGAUGGGGGAGCAGCGUGUAUGUGAAUGCGAUCGUGCGUGGAGCAGUAGUGUAGCGGUUAGCGCACUGCGUUAAGGACCUGGAGAACCGGGUUCGAUUCCCACUCAUAGCCAACAUCAGUGACAAAUAUCUGAACCGGUUUUUAAUCUCUAGGUCGACUCAGCCAUAAAUGAGUACCUGGUGCAGGUGUCCACGCAUGUGCACUAGUCUGCUCGAUAACGCUUCCCCAUUAGUGAAGGCGAUAUGGGGGAUCUUUUAUAUUUUGUGGUAGGGGAAAGACCUGCAACCCACGUGUACUUUUUCAUGAAUUCCUCGUGUGUUCAGGUCUUCUAAAGAUAAAUCACCGUUUUUGUUAAUUGUUUGAAUUAUGAUUGCCAACUAACCAGGUGAUGGCAGUGGCAACGCACAUGGCCUGUAAUCCAACACUAUGGAGGCAGCGAGGGUUGGUGGAUUGCACGACAUUUUGCGAAACUCUCUUCCUGUAGGCAUCAAGGAAUAUGCGGUACAGCAAAAUGUGAACAAAUAUAUCUCAUCUGUAUCGGAUGGAGUGUUACCCCCUCGUGCAGUGCUCGAGUUUACUCUCAAACAUUAUCAUUGACUGGCCAAAACAUCUUAAUCUAUAUGCACCUCCAUGUUUGCGGAUUACGCUGGUGUUGUGAUAUGCAGCUUGGAUGAAUGACGCGAUAUUAAAACGCUCAUUCUCAGUAAUGAGUUUCAGUUAAGAGUGCUUCCCCAUCACCAGUCAUGGUAAUUCGCUGAUGAAGGCCUCAAAGCUGCCAUCUCUCGUGAUCCUGCCAUCUAAUAACCUGACACCUGCACAAGAACUGGUUUUACUGCUCUAUCGCCAUGGACCUCCCCCUCAGAUGCACUCCAUUCCUCCAUUGCCACUCCGUAAUUUUUGACCACUGGAAAUUGUACCUUCUCGCGAUGCGUCCUGCCCAAAUCCACUUUUGUCAACGGGUUUGGAGGAUGUCUCCAAUAACCUGUGAAUCUUCUUGGUUCUUUCGGUAAAGUCACGUAGAAGGGAAAUAAUAAAAUAAAACAUAAAAUAAUUCUCAUGACGUUUCGGCCACAACGCAAGCAGCCGUCCUCAGGUGAAGACCAGGUCUGUCGGGGAGACGGACCUGUGAAUGUUCCCCGAAUCGCGUGUUCCUCUUUUUGUCCCUGAAUGUUAUUCCAAUCGUACAUAUAUCUUAGUUUUACAUUUCUGUUCCAUUUUGUUCAUGAUGUUUUUGAUUGAUGUCAGCGGGUAGUCUGGCCUCGUUAAAAGCAGCCUUUGUGCACAUUGGUCUUAUUUUCAUUGUCAAGUUCGGAUUUACAAAAGUGCAACAGCC
Molecule: messenger RNA, 1944 nt
Organism: Lethenteron reissneri (Far Eastern brook lamprey)
Lineage: Eukaryota; Metazoa; Chordata; Hyperoartia; Petromyzontiformes; Petromyzontidae
Gene: PTRH2
Product: peptidyl-tRNA hydrolase 2
Biological process (GO): positive regulation of anoikis; negative regulation of anoikis
Cellular component (GO): cytosol
Molecular function (GO): peptidyl-tRNA hydrolase activity
Source: RefSeq, a predicted model, not a curated record